UGAAGUGGGUUUAUAAUUUGACUGUCAAAUUGUAUAAGCAAGAGGCAGUUGACUUUCAAAAGUGUCAAUAAAUUUAUGUAAAAAAGCAGUUAAAGAAAAAGUUGAUAUAACAGCAUUGACAAUAACAACAACAAGGAGAGCAACCUAGAAGCUACAGCAACAACAUCAAUCAGCUAAAAAUGCUGUUUAAAAUUUUCUUGUUGGCCUUUCUGGCCUCCCAAUCCUCGGCAGACACCGUGGACCCCCUUUCGACAUCUGCCAGUGAGAGCCAAAUCAAGUUGGCCGAGGAAAAUCCAGCCGCGGCGAUUCCCUUUGAGACCUCGCACAAACAUCCGGACGCCGCCGAGCGAGAGGAGGGCUUCCAUACCGCCCACAGAAUCAGCAUAAGGGCCACAGAUCCUUCGGACUAUUCGAUGAACCUGCUCCCCACCAAGGAGCGUCCCGAACUGAAUCCAGUGUUGAGUGCCCUGAUCAACGAGGAUGUGAUGAAGAGCAUCGAGGCGAAGCGAGCCAUCGAAGAGGAGGAACUUGCCGAGGUGAGACGUGAAAUUGAGGAGGCCGCUCAAGCGGAGUUGGCCCAAAAACUGGCAUCGGCGGCUCCUUCUACCACCACCGAGGCACCAGCUCCACUGCUGACCACGCUGCCAACAGCUGGCAAAAAGAUCGAUAGCCUCGACGAAGACAUUGUUGUGGAUCCGCACGAAGAGUUCGUCAACCAGAACUUUGCCUUGGAGGGUGCGGGCAGCGAGAACAGCAAGAAAUCCCGCAUCGAGAUCAAAAAGGGACCCAACGGCCAGGACUACGAAUACGAGUAUGUCUACUACUACGAGGAGGACGAGGAGCCCAGCAAGGCGGAGGCAUCUGCCGAGCCCGAGACGCGUGGCAAGACCAGGUACACGAACAUCGAGAGGAGCACGCCGGCGACGCCGAGUGAGAACAGCCUGCAGAGCGGCAAGGCCAAGGGCAGAUCCUCCGACACCUCCGAGGACAUUGAGGCCGAACGCCUGCCCAUGAUCACAAGGUUCCCGAGUCGUGGCAAGAACAUUGAAGUGCCUCCGACGCCGGCCUUGGAUUCCCUGGAAACCGCCGCCGAGCGCAAGAAGAUCAGUGUGAAGCGCCCGAGUCUGGAGCUGGUGGACAGUGCCACGUUCAACACCGACGAGAAACAGACCAAGGCCACACGCAAGGGCGGCGAGAAUGAGCUGAAACCGGUGAUUGCCAUCGAGCAGGAGGAGGCGGCGGCCAGGAAGAAGGAGCAACAGGCCAAGGAGCAGCUGGCCAAGGAGGAGCAAGCCAAAAAGGAGCAAAAGGAAAAGCAGGCGGACGACAGCCCGACAGCCGAUCAGGAGGAAUCCGAACAGACCACGCCCUCGAUGGAGAAGGCCGCCCUCGAUCUCUAUGCCAUAUUGACCAAUGAGAACCUUAACAACGAGCAAACCACCGCAAUUGCCGACACCGAAGGAUCCGAGGGUGUUACCACCUUUGCACCAGACACCGCCAGCACGGACGAAGAUGAGGCCGGCGGUCUGACCACGCUGAUCGAUGAGAUUUCGUCAACCAGCACAACCACCACGACCACAACCACCACCACUACGACCACCACAACGGAGGCACCCACUACCACAACGACCACCACUACGACCACAGCAGCUCCUUCGCUCUUCGGAGGCCGAAGGGCCGGAUUGAAUGGCCUGGCCGGGCGCAAUCGCUUCAAGUUGAACAGGUCUGAAGGCGGCAGCACCACCACCAGCACCACUGAGGCACCCACAGCCACCGAACCAACCAAGACUGGUAGAAAUCGUUUCUCGCGUCCCUCGAUCGGAGGACGUGCUCGUCCUGGAGCUCGCACCACCGCACCACCAGAAGCCACAUCGCCAGCAGCUCCCUCGGCCGAAGAGGAAGUGGUGGUUGCCAAGGAAGUGAAGCCUGUUAGCACUGGCUUCGCCAGAGGCAGACCGCGCAACCGCUUUAACCUGCGUGGAUCCACCACGACGAGCACCACCGAGCGUCCCAGCGAGGACUCGCCCGCCGAAGGCGACUCUGCCGGAGAAUCCGCUGCCCCCUCCUCGACCACAGCCAGGAGCACCUUGAGAGGCCGCCCAGGACUGGCAUUGCGUGGCCGUAGUCGCACCACCACCACCAAGGCCCCCGCCAACGCAGAGGGCGGUGAGGCGGCCGAGGGUGGCGCCACCACCAGCUCUGAGGAGGCCAAGUCUGCGGCGGCUGCACCCGCUUCGCCCGCGGAGCCAGUGCGUCCGUCUCGCUUCAAUCUCCAUCGCGCCGGCGGCAAUCGCCUGCUGCCCCGCGGCAAACUGGGACGAGCCGGAGCCAGCACGGAGGCUCCGAAGGAAACUUCACCUGCCGAGGACUCUGCCGCCGAUAGCAGUAGCCACCACAAUGACGUCAAGGAGGAGGAGGCGGGCGGCGAGGCCGGCGAAAAGGGAAGCGAUGCGGGUGGUGAUUCGGCUGCCAGUGCUCCGGCCGCUCCCGUUUCCGGGCUGAAUCGCCUCAAGACCCGGCCACGCCUCAACGCCCUCACGCAUAAGACUGAUGCGGUCAAGCCAAAGGCGGCCGCAGCCCCCGCCCCCGUGCCAAGGAAGAUCAACCCCCUGCUGGCCAAGCGACGGCUCCACCUGGGAGCCACAUCCACCACAGAAUCCCCUGCUGAGGAGGAGCAGUCAUCGUCGGACGCUUCGGGCGAACAGCCCGCCAAGGAGGAGGCGUCCGCCGGCGGAAGCGACGAGUCCGGCGGAGAGGGAGCCGGCAAGCAGGAACAGGAAACCACGGAGGCGACGGAGGCAACCACGAAACAGCAGGCCCGUGGAUUGGGACUUUUGGGACAGCGUCGUCGCUUGCCGCUCCGCAAGCCCGGAACGAUCCUGUAAAGCCAGUAAAGCCAAGCCACUACAAUCCAAUCCACACAGAUCGCCAUCCGCCCCAUUGAAUCCUGAAUAGAAUACUCGUCACGAUUCGCUGCUGCAAACUCCUACAUACAAGAAACAAGAAAAAUAGGGAUGAUGGCCCACACAAGCGAUAAUAACUCUUAAAAAUUGUUUGAUAUAUGUACGUCCUUUAAGAUUUCACCUCCUCGUACUCCUCCUCCCCAAGGACUCGUUAGCUUUGUAAACAUAUUACACUAAUUAAUCUACUGAUAAGUGCGGAUAUACUAUGUAAGUAAGAUCCCUCUUUGCGCCAAGAGUAAAGUCACCAAAACGGAAAAAUGGAGCGAGACGAAGAACGAGGAGAUCCAAGCCACUCGUAGACCACUAAGCACAAAUCCCCGACAAAAAUGUAACUAAGAUGCGAAUAAUGAACCCUAUGAUAUGAACCAUUAUGCAUGUCGUCUCUAUAUGAUAUAUGAUGUAUCCUCCCCGACCUUGCCCCCUCCUUUUUCUUUUGAUCAAGCAUCCAAAUCGUCGCGUGCAUAGCAGAUACAUUUAUUAUUAUAUUUUUUUUCUGAGAUACAAUUAUGAACAAAAACGACUUCUAAUUAUAUAUUGAAUAAAACAAAAGAAAAAACAUGAAAAUUGAA
Drosophila ficusphila is the source of this 3532-nucleotide messenger RNA. RefSeq names its product mucin-5AC. Lineage: Eukaryota; Metazoa; Arthropoda; Insecta; Diptera; Drosophilidae. The record is from RefSeq and is a predicted model, not a curated record.